Aspergillus wentii DTO 134E9 is the source of this 1132-nucleotide messenger RNA. RefSeq lists its product as uncharacterized. Gene Ontology annotation, cellular component: nucleus; 90S preribosome. The record is from RefSeq and is a predicted model, not a curated record. The coding region runs from base 79 to 942 and encodes 287 amino acids. Lineage: Eukaryota; Fungi; Ascomycota; Eurotiomycetes; Eurotiales; Aspergillaceae. The transcript is spliced from 5 exons.
CGCAAACUUGAGGAUAUCAACGGAGGAUCUGGAUCGCCAUUAUUGUUCAUUCGAAAGACUUUUUUUUAUAAAUCCAAAAUGGCUGAAGGUAAUAACACAUCUGGUCUCGCUGCCAAGGUGGACAAGAAGCGCAAGAGGCAGGCAGAGCAGCCAUCGAAAGAAGAGCCCAAAGCUGGCGCAGACCCAUCACCCGCCAACAAUGCGUCGGAGGGUCCCAGCAAGAGACAGAAGAUGAGGGCCAAGCUGAAGCAGAAGCACAAGGCCAAGGCUGCCCUAGAAGUCGAUGUUACGCAACAGGAGCGCAAGGAUGGAAUCGAUCAGUCCAUUGGAAAGAUGGAUGGUCGAUUACUCGCCGAUUAUUUUGUGCAGAGAGCCAAAAAGCUCAACAAGGAGUUGACGGCUAUGGAAUUGGAGGAUCUUUCUGUUCCUGACUCCGUCUUUUUCGAUUCAUCAUCCUUCGACUCGUCGCGGUCAUUGGAGAAGCUCCCCGACUUUCUCAAGGCAUUUAACCCCAAGGGGAUUGAUCUGUCCAAAGCCUCGGAGGAAAAGGGUACUCCGCAUACCUUGGUGGUUUCCCCUGCCGCCCUCCGAGCAGCCGAUGUAGUGAGAUCUCUGCGAGGUUUCCAGAACAAGGAAUCUACAGUUGGAAAGCUAUUCGCAAAACAUAUCAAGCUGGAAGAAGCCAAGCAGUUCUUGCAGCGAGCACGAAUGGGCCUUGGUGUUGGAACCCCUGCCCGACUUUCUGAUUUGAUCGAGUCUGGUACUCUCAAAUUGAACGAACUGGAACGCAUUGUCAUUGACGGAUCCUAUAUCGAUCAAAAGCAGCGGGGUAUCUUUGACAUGAAAGAAACACAUCUCCCACUGCUGCAGUUGCUUGCCCGGCCAGAGCUCCGCGAACGGUAUGGGGCGAAGCAAAAGCCAGCUCGGAUUAUUGUGUUUUGAUUGCGGUUUAAAAAAAAGAGUCGGCUGGCGUAAUAGGAAUUGUUUAUAAUGAUCUACCCAAUAGCAUAUCAUACAUAAAAUAACAUUGCUACAUCACAUAUCUCCUACAUCACAUUUCUCCUACUUAAACAGUUGAACUCGCAUGUGCUGAUAAGCCGAUCUCCGCCUCACCGCCUCGAAUCCGCCCGGC